GGUAACAUGAGCGUAGGAGAUUUGAGCAUCAGACAAGCCGAUUUGCUAAUGCAGUUUCGGGACAGAAUCCGAGACGUCCUUCCUGAACUUCCCGCUGGACACGACCGCUACCUGCUCCGCUGGCUCCGAGCCCGCAACUUCAACAUUCCCAAAGCUGAAGCGAUGAUUAGGAAGCACGUGGACUUCAGGAAGGACAUGAAAGUGGACAGUCUGAUCGAGGACUGGAUGCCUCCGGAGGUGAUCGCGCGCUACCUCUCGGGGGGCAUGUGCGGCCACGACAAGGAGGGCAGUCCCAUCUGGUACGACCUGGUGGGCCCGCUGGACCCCAAAGGCCUUCUGAUGUCGGCUAGCAAGCAGGACUUGAUGAGGACUAAGAUCAGGAACAUCGAGAUGCUGCAGAGGGAAUGUCGAGAGCAGUCCCGCAAGUUGGGAAUCAACGUGGAGUCCAUCACGCUGAUCUACGACUGCGAGGGCCUGGGCUUCAAGCACAUGUGGAAGCCUGCCAUCGAGACUUACGGCGAGAUCCUCACCAUGUUCGAGGACAACUACCCAGAAGCGCUCAAGAGGGUUUUUCUCAUAAAAGCUCCCAAACUCUUUCCCGUCGCCUACAACUUGAUCAAGCACUUCCUGUGCGAAGAGACGCGAAGCAAGCUGAUCGUCCUAGGGGGUAACUGGCAAGAAGUCCUUCGUCAACACGUGGACGCUUCGCAGCUUCCGGGGGUAUACGGUGGAACGCGGACCGACCCGGACGGUGACCCUCGCUGCAGAACCAUGAUCAACUACGGUGGCACGGUGCCCCGGUCUUUCUACGUCCAGAAUUCCAUCAAGGUCCAGUACGACGCGGUGGCGACCGUCGGCCGUGGCAGCGUCAUGCGGCUGGAGUAUCGUGUGGUCGCCCCCCGCAGCCUAUUGAGGUGGCAGUUCGCCAGCGAAGGGUCCGACAUCGGCUUCGGCGUGUACAGGCGUGUGGAGGGGGAGACGGACGACGUGUCACCAGUGCUUCCCAGUCAGCGCUACAACGCCCACCUGGUGCCAGAAGACAACGCCAUCACCUGUCCGGAACCUGGAGUGUACGUCUUGUGUUUCGACAACAGCUACAGCAUCCUGCGGUCCAAGCGGGUCAGCUACACGGUGGAAGUGCUUCCCCGCGCCGCGCGGUCUUCGGGGCGCAACGGGGAAGAACGCAGC
Molecule: messenger RNA, 1188 nt
Organism: Nerophis lumbriciformis (worm pipefish)
Lineage: Eukaryota; Metazoa; Chordata; Actinopteri; Syngnathiformes; Syngnathidae
Source: RefSeq, a predicted model, not a curated record